This is a messenger RNA of Lineus longissimus, 2994 nucleotides long. RefSeq lists its product as uncharacterized. The record is from RefSeq and is a predicted model, not a curated record. Gene Ontology annotation, molecular function: nucleic acid binding. The transcript has a single exon. NCBI's taxonomy places the organism in Eukaryota, Metazoa, Nemertea, Pilidiophora, Heteronemertea, Lineidae. Gene Ontology annotation, biological process: DNA integration. Bases 1 to 2994 code for a protein of 997 amino acids.
AUGGAUAAAUCAACCACAAAGGUGCGUGUUGUGUUUGACGGCUCCGCCAAAGGACCAGAGGGGGUGUCACUAAAUGACACAUUGUUGAGUGGACCAGCACUGCAGCCCGACCCACUUGCCAUACUUUUGCGUUUCAGAAAACAUAAAGUAGCGCUUGUAGCAGAUAUAGAGAAAAUGUUUCUUCAAAUCGGCAUGCAAACUGGAGAUCAAGAUCUACAGAGAUUCUUAUGGCGUGACAUGGACACUAGUAAAAAACCUGAUGUUUACAGGCUGAAAACAGUAACAUUUGGUCUGAAAUCAUCUCCAUUUUCGAGUAUCAAAACUGUAGUGGACCAUGCACUCACACAGACAAAGGAAUACCCAAAGGCUACUGAGGAAAUAACAGAAAAUAUUUUCGUGGAUGAUGUACUGUCUGGAGAAGACAAUACCACAGCAGCAGCAAGCUUAGCAGUAGACAUGAAAACAGUCUUGAAAUCUGGAGGAUUCCCACUCAGGAAAUUUGUGUCCAACAAACCAGAAGCUUUGGCUGGAUUAGAGGAGUCAGAUCUUGCCUGUGGUAUAGUAGUCGUCACUGAGGAACAAUUUACUACAAAAACGUUGGGGAUCAAGUACAUUCCUAAAGAGGACGUACUAAUGUUUUCCUUUUGCGAGAGGAUGGAAAAUGUACCCUGUGAAACUCGUAGGACUGUUUUACAACAACUUCAUCGAAUUUACGACCCGAUGGGUUUGUUAGCACCGUUCACUUUGGUAGCCAAGCGCCUAUUCCAACAGUCCUGGAUGGAUCGUACUGACUGGGAUGAGAAGUUAUCUGAUGAACUUCAUCAGAACUGGGUACGUUGGAAGGAGCAAGUUUCUGAUCUGGAUCAGAUAAAGGUCCAGCGAUGUAUAGUUCCUGAGAGCUUCACUCAACCUAGAUUCACACUGCAUGGUUUCGGUGAUGCGUGUGUAGCAGCAUAUGGAGGAGUAGUUUACGUCAGGGUUGAGGACUUGCCAACAGGGAGAGUGCACACAGCUGUACUGUGCUCUAAAACUAGAGUGUCACCACUUGGAAAGAAGAGAAGCUUACCAGAGCUAGAGCUCAUGGCUGCGCUAAUCACAGCACGCUUGGUAAACUACGUUCAACGUGAAAUCAAGUUGGAAAUAGAGGAUGUACACUGCUGGACUGACUCACAAGUAGUACUUGCCUGGAUUAGCAAACCUGCCUACACUUGGCAGACGUUCGUUGCCAAUCGCGUGAGUGAGAUACAGAAUCUAGUACCACCUAGGAAGUGGAGUCAUUUGCCAGGGAAAAUUAACCCCGCUGAUCUAUGCUCGAGAGGAUGUUCUGCUGAAAGCUUAGUUAACUCGCAACUCUGGUGGGAAGGGCCAGACUUCCUAAGAAAAGAAGAAGAAAGUUGGCCAAAACAGCGAAUUGACACAGCUGAACUGGAAUUGGCUGAACAGAAGAAAAAACCCAAGACUUUCUCAGCACUGCAAGUCAAAGAGAAAACAACUGACCAAACCAAAAGUGAGCAGCUGAAACUAGUGGAGAAAUAUGAGAGUUACCACAAGUUUCUGAGAGUGAUGAAUAGAGUCCGAAGCUUAAAGUACCGAGUGAGGACAGGAGAUGGGCAACAUGUUCGAGAAGAAAAUGCAAUCUUGAAUCUCACUGAUCAAAGAGAAGAGGAGUUGUAUUGGUUACGUUGGGCUCAAGAACAAGCAUUUUCAGUGGAAAUUCAUGCAGUACAGAAUAAUCUUUCGAUUCCUGCAAAUAGCCGCUUGAAACAGCUUGAUCCGAUAUGGGAUGAGAAACUGAAGUUACUCCGUGUUGGGGGGAGACUACACAAAGCACUACUGCCAGAUGAGCUUAGAAACCCCAUCAUAUUGCCUAAUCACAAUAGAUUUGUGGAAAUGUUGAUAAUCCACUAUCACAUCAUCUUUGGACACACAGGAGUUGUUCAAACCUUGUCUAACUUGAGAAGCAAAUACUGGUUAGUAUGUGGCCGGCAGGAAGUUCGCAGAGUCCUACCAUGUAAGAAAUGUAGAAGUGCCAGAAUAUUAGAGCAGAAAAUGGCGCCGUUGCCAGAGGAAAGGGUUAAUGUAUCGCCACCAUUUACCAACAUUGGAGUGGACUAUGCUGGACCACUCUAUGUUAGAAAAGUACAUGUCAGUGGAAAACAUGGAGCUGGAAGCAACAAGGCUUACAUCCUCAUAUUCACAUGUAUGGCCACCAGGGCAGUGCAUUUAGAGCUGACAGCAAAUUUGACAACAGAGGAGUUCCUACAAGCAUUGAGACGCAUGAUGAAUCGGCGUGGAAAGUGUUGUACCAUCUACUCCGAUAAUGCAAAAACAUUUGAGAGUGCAGCUUCAUUGCUUUACCGUUUGUUCCACAACAAUGCGAGAAUCAAGGAUAAACUCAGACUGGAAGGAAUCGAGUGGAAGUUCAUAACUCCUAGGGCUCCAUGGCAUGGAGGAUUUUAUGAACGACUUGUUGGAAGUGUAAAACGAGCUCUCUCAAAGAUUCUCAGAAAGGCCAGCCUGACAUUUACCGAGCUUCAGACCGUGCUCACUGAUGCAGAAGCUCAAAUCAAUUCUCGACCCUUAUCGGAUAUCUCGGCUGACAAGGAGGAUCCUCUUCCAUUAACCCCUGGUCACUUGAUCAUAGGAAGAAAUCUGCAGUUGCUGCCAUCUGUAUACAAGCCAGAGUUGUCACUUGAAAGGAGAUGGGCCUAUCAACAGAGGAUAUCCAAACAGUUUUGGAAAAGGUGGACAAGUGAAUACCUUGUGGAAUUACAGCGCCGUUCAAAAUGGACAGAGAUACGAGAUAAUCUGCAAGAGGGAGACAUCGUUCUAGUGGCGGAGGACAACAUCAGAAAACUAGAUUGGGCACUAGGACGUGUGAUGGCCACACACCCAGGAAGAGACGGGUUGGUUAGGUCAGUCACAGUGAAAACCAAGAGAGGAUUGAUGAGAAGGCCUAUUCAGAAGUUGCGUUUGUUGGAACCCGCAGAAUAG